Messenger RNA from Trachemys scripta elegans, 3986 nucleotides. It is a transcript of the gene STRN3, whose product is annotated as striatin 3. Gene Ontology annotation, molecular function: armadillo repeat domain binding; calmodulin binding; protein phosphatase 2A binding. The record is from RefSeq and is a predicted model, not a curated record. The transcript has 18 exons. Gene Ontology annotation, cellular component: dendrite. Lineage: Eukaryota; Metazoa; Chordata; Testudines; Emydidae. The coding region runs from base 214 to 2637 and encodes 807 amino acids.
CAGUGGGUGGGUGUGAGAUGGAUCGGAGACUGUAAUGGCGGCCGGCGGCGGCUCGGCGCUGCUCUGACACCCGGAUACUGCUCGGCGCAGCCUCCCCCUCCUCUCCGGGCCCGUCCCGACCCCUCCUCCUCCCCCCAGCCAGCGCCGCUUCCCCACGCCCCUGCCCCAGGCCCGCAGCGGGACGACGAGGAGGAGGAGGGCUCCCCGCAGACAAUGGACGAACACCUCGGAGGCGGGAUGGCGGCCGCUCCGAGACCGCAGCAGCAGCCGCCGCCGCCGCAGCCAGGGGGGAAUAUGAAUGUGCAGCCUGGCGCGGGCUGCGUGGGGGCCGGAGGCGGCGGAGGCGGGCAGCAGCCUCAGGUCCCGGCGGCUGCGGCGGGUCAGGACGCGGGGGACCGCGCGGAGUUGUCCCGGCCCCAGCACUACACCAUCCCGGGGAUCCUGCACUACAUCCAGCACGAGUGGGCCCGCUUCGAGAUGGAGAGGGCGCACUGGGAGGUGGAGCGGGCCGAGCUCCAGGCUCGGAUAGCUUUUCUACAAGGAGAAAGAAAAGGUCAGGAAAACUUGAAGAAAGAUUUAGUAAGAAGAAUAAAAAUGUUAGAAUAUGCAUUAAAACAAGAAAGGGCAAAAUAUCAUAAAUUAAAAUAUGGCACAGAACUGAACCAAGGUGACCUGAAAAUGCCAACUUUUGAAUCAGAAGAAACCAAAGAGACAGAGGUUCCUACAGUACCUCAAAAUAGUCAACUGACCUGGAAGCAAGGCAGGCAAUUAUUAAGACAGUAUCUUCAGGAAGUAGGUUACACGGACACAAUAUUGGAUGUACGGUCCCAGAGGGUAAGGUCUUUACUUGGGCUCUCCAGUUCAGAACCAAAUGGCUCAGUGGAGACGAAGAACUUAGAACAGAUCCUUAAUGGAGGUGAAUCUCCUUCAUCUAAGCAAAAGGGACAGGAAAUCAAAAGGAACUCUGGUGAUGUUCUUGAAACAUUUAAUUUCUUAGAAAAUGCAGAUGAUAGUGAUGAAGAAGAAGAGAAUGACAUGAUAGAAGAUAUUGCAGAAGGAAAAGAAAAGCUUCGGAUAAAUAAAAAGCACAAAAUUGGUAAUGAAGGUUUAGCUGCAGACCUUACGGAUGACCCUGAUACUGAAGAAGCUCUGAAAGAAUUUGAUUUUUUAGUAACAGCAGAAGAUGGAGAAGGAGCUGGAGAAGCAAGAAGUUCAGGGGAUGGGACAGAAUGGGACAAAGAUGACCUGUCCCCAACUGCUGAGGUUUGGGAUGUAGACCAGGGACUAAUAAGUAAACUGAAGGAACAGUACAAGAAGGAACGAAAGGGGAAGAAAGGGGUAAAGAGGGUCAACAGGACAAAACUUCACGACAUGAUAGCUGAUCUGGGCGAUGAUGAGCUACCCCACAUCCCUUCAGGAAUCAUUAAUCAAUCUAGGUCACCCUCUUCUAGAAUGACUGAUGAAGGUUCAAGAGCAGAGGAAGCGGAGCCAAUAACGUUUUCAUCUGGAGGAGGCAAGUCAUUUAUUAUGGGUUCUGAUGAUGUUUUGUUAAGUGUACUGGGCCUUGGAGACCUUGCAGACUUGACAGUAACAAAUGAUGCAGACUAUAGUUAUGAUCUGCCAGCCAAUAAAGAUGCCUUUCGGAAGACAUGGAAUCCUAAGUAUACGCUACGCAGUCAUUUUGAUGGAGUGCGAACAUUAGCUUUUCAUCCUGUAGAGCCUGUGCUGGUUACAGCCUCUGAGGACCAUACUUUAAAACUUUGGAACUUACAGAAAACAGUUCCUGCCAAAAAGAGUGCCUCUUUAGAUGUAGAACCUAUCUACACGUUUAGGGCCCACAUUGGACCUGUAUUGUCAUUGGCAAUUAGUUCUAACGGAGAACAGUGUUUUAGUGGUGGCAUUGAUUCAACCAUCCAGUGGUGGAAUAUGCCUAGCCCUAAUGUGGAUCCUUAUGAUACAUAUGAGCCAAACGUUCUAGCUGGCACAUUAAUUGCUCAUACAGAUGCAGUCUGGGGUCUUGCUUAUAGUGGUAUAAAGAAUCAUUUACUAUCUUGUUCAGCAGAUGGCACUAUUAGAUUAUGGAAUCCACCAGAAAAAUUGCCCUGCAUUUGCACUUACAAUGGAGAAAAGGAACAUGGAAUACCAACAUCGGUUGACUUUAUAGGUUGUGAUCCUGCUCAUAUGGUCACAUCUUUUAGCACUGGCAGCACAGUCAUUUAUGAUUUAGAAACGUCCCAAUCACUGGUAAUACUCUCAUCACAGAUAGACUCUGGACUGCAGUCAAAUAAUCAUAUUAACAGGGUAGUAAGUCAUCCUACACUUCCUGUAACAAUUACAGCUCAUGAAGAUAGACACAUCAAGUUUUUUGACAAUAAAACGGGUAAAAUGAUCCAUUCUAUGGUUGCUCACUUGGAUGCUGUCACAAGUCUAGCAGUAGAUCCCAAUGGAAUCUAUUUGAUGUCUGGAAGCCAUGACUGUUCCAUUAGAUUAUGGAAUUUAGACAGCAAGACUUGUGUACAAGAAAUAACAGCCCAUAGGAAAAAGUUGGAUGAGUCCAUUUAUGACGUAGCUUUUCAUCCAUCAAAAGCAUAUAUUGCCAGUGCAGGAGCUGAUGCCCUUGCCAAAGUAUUUGUGUGACACAACAAAACAAACCUGCACCAUAAUAGCAGGUCUGCUUGGACAAAAAAAGAGGGAAUGCAUCACUGCCAUCAAUGAAACGGCUACCAAUAGGACACUACAUCUGAUCUGCCUGGGCGAAGGCUGUAUGUGGGGCAGGUUUAAGUUGGUGAAAAGUCACCAAAUCUUGAAUAAUGUUAGGCUUAUUAAUUUAACUGUAAUUACUGUAUUUUUUUUAAAAGAAAACCAGUAUUUGUAGCCUGGACUGAAUAUGAACUGAGCAUAUGUCUGUUCUUUAGGUGUCUUUAAGCAAACGUGGAGUCUGAUCUUACAAAAGACUUUUAUUUUGGGCUCUGUGUGCUGCCUUAGGGUUAGGAAUGUGGUGCUCUUGUGGGGGGAAGUGAGCUCCAAGAGUAGCUUUCUUUUCAUCUCUUAGUGAUCUUCUGUUUAUCAGUUGAAUGCCACAGAUCCCCUUUUAAACUUUUAUUUUGCUUUAAAGAAAAGGAAAUUUAACUUAAAAUAUUUUAGCAUUAGUUGCACAAAAUGUUUGGAUAAAAUUCUAGUUUUUAUAAGUCUUUUUAUAUAUUUAGCCUGUCACAACAACAGUGCUCAAGAUUGUAUUGAUAAUGUUUUUUCUGCAUUAUAGAACCCUAAAACACAGAGAUCUCACUGACCCGCUGCCGUGUAACCACAAUCUUCCCUUCUUUUGCCUAACACAGCUCAGCUAAGUCCUUUCAUUAAGGAUGCUAAUUCAUCAUCAUCGCAUAACUGUCUUCAUAAAUAUAAAGGACUGUAAAGAAGUAUGUUUAAAUGAAACACAGAGGGGUUGUAAUACCCUCCCAGUGAACUCUUAAAAAAAUUAAUCUUGGCAUCCUAUCACUAUGUGAUAUUUUGUACAUCUUACUGUAUUUACAAGUUUAUUUAUCAAGGAUUACCCAUCUUGCUAAUGGCCUAUUGUUAUUUAUUUCACUUUUUGUUGGUCUUUAUAUCCUUUUAUGUAGUGUGUUAAAGGGCCCUGUAUAUCUAUUAUGGCACUCUUUGAACAGUCUAAAAUAGACUAAAAAUAGGACAUUUCAUAGUUUUUAAAGUUACAAACCAAGAUUUUUUUUUUCCAGUUAAGUAUCUGGAGUGAAGUUGAUUCCAGAAAAAACAAUCUUGUUUCAGAACUUUUGGAGUGAAAAAUGUUUAUUUGCGUUUCAAAUAGAAUACAGAAGUAGUUGAAUCAAGAUUCAUAAAUCUGCUGUGUUUGGACUAGUUAUUCCCUGCUUUUAUUUUUUUCAAAAGUGCUUCAGUUUAUUGCGUAACUAAAGAUUUUGUUUGUGUAAUGCAUGAUUAAGACAAUAAAGUAUUUUUUCUAGUCUUCCACAAAA